This is a messenger RNA of Talpa occidentalis (Iberian mole), 1074 nucleotides long. It is a transcript of the gene RHOD, whose product is annotated as ras homolog family member D. NCBI's taxonomy places the organism in Eukaryota, Metazoa, Chordata, Mammalia, Eulipotyphla, Talpidae. Gene Ontology annotation, biological process: small GTPase-mediated signal transduction; cell migration. The transcript is spliced from 5 exons. The record is from RefSeq and is a predicted model, not a curated record. Gene Ontology annotation, molecular function: GTPase activity; GTP binding. Bases 1 to 636 code for a protein of 211 amino acids.
AUGAGGGCGGCCCAGCCCGCGGGCGAGGAGGCGCCGCCGGGCGCGCGCUCGGCCAAGGUGGUCCUGGUGGGCGACGGCGGCUGCGGGAAGACGUCGCUGCUGAUGGUCUUCGCCCAAGGGGCCUUCCCCGAGAGCUACACCCCCACAGUGUUCGAGCGGCUCAGUGUGAAUCUGCAGAUGAAGGGCAAACCUGUGCACCUCCAAAUCUGGGACACAGCAGGACAAGUGGAUUAUGAUCGCCUGCGGCCCCUCUUCUACCCUGAUGCCAGUGUCCUGCUCCUCUGCUUCGACGUAACCAGCCCGUACAGCUUUGACAACAUCCCUAACCGGUGGUACCCAGAGGUGAGUCACUUCUGCAAGGAGGUGCCCAUCAUCCUCGUGGGCUGCAAGACUGACCUGCGCAAGGACAAGGUGCUGGUGAAGAAACUGCGGAAGAAUCGUUUGGAGCCAGUGACCUAUCACAGGGGCCAGGAGAUGGCGAGGUCGGUGGGCGCGGUGGCCUACCUCGAGUGCUCAGCUCUGCUCCAGGAGAACGUCCAGGCCGUCUUCCAGGAGGCGGCCAAGGUGGCCCUCAGCAGCCGCGGUCGCAACAUCUGGCGGCGGAUUACCCGGAGGAUCUUUUGCGUGGUGACCUGACUCCCGGCUUGGGGCCCUCCCCGCACCCGCAGCACCCGAAGGAGCCUGGCACUGACCCUCUGCCCAGUUGGCUAGGCUGGACUGGACCCCACCCCCAGGCAGACCUCCGAACUGCACUUCAAACAGGUGGACCCCUUCGAGGUCGGACCCACCCCAGAGGUGAUCCCUGGACUGGAGUGAAUCCCUUCUGAGGCCUGGGUUAAGGGGCGCUGGGGCCCACCCCGCCAGAGGCAGGCAGUCAUGGGUUCCCAUAGAAUCUCAGACAGGAGUCCCAGCUCCCAGCCCUGGACGGCACAUCCUGGACCUGCCGCCCCCUUAUGGCUGUUCCCGGGACUGCACCUUCGGGACUUGGCCUCCCCUGGCGUGUUUCUCGGCCAGGCCCAUCCCCCAGUAAUUAACAACUGAAAUGACAUCUCUGGUCCCUGUUGUCCUCUUGUG